Symbiodinium sp. CCMP2592 is the source of this 6642-nucleotide messenger RNA. NCBI's taxonomy places the organism in Eukaryota, Dinophyceae, Suessiales, Symbiodiniaceae. The record is from the annotation of a GenBank genome assembly.
AUGGCCGAGCCGCGCUGCUUGGCCAGUUGCUCUCACGAUGGCUCCGCCAUGGCGGGCACGGGAUCCGAUCGAUAUGUGUGGGGCCGAUUUUGGGCUUCGAGCCUAGAAUCCCUUGGUGCCGACGUUGGGAUCCUUUCCGAGACGCGGCUUCUCACCCCGGCGUCGCACGCUGCUGCGUGUCGCGGUCUCUUGGAUGGCGGAUAUGUUGCGCUCAGCCACAACAGCGUGCGUGCUGCUCCAGCCGUUGCAGACGCAGACCUCGGACCCUCCGCCAGUGGGGUUGUUCUAGCUUUGAAGUCCAAACAUCCAACAGGAUGGUAUGACGCGGCCUACGGUCCGCACGGACGCGGAUUGGCGGCGUCCGUGGAUUUAUCUGCGUCCUUAGAACUGCGCGUGAUCGCCCUCUAUGGAGUGAGUGGAUCCUGUUUACCGGGGUUUACUCGCCGGGACGCUGCCGUGCAACAGGAAACCGAUCUCAACACCUUUGUGCGUCAGCAGUGCCACAUGGCCUUGCAACGUGAUGCCCUGCUGGUUGUUGCGGGAGACCUGAACUCCAUUCACGACCCUGCCCUCGAUGUGUGGCAAGGCGUGGCCGCCCAGAGAGAUAACAGCCUUGUCUCCACGCUACUGGACUGCGGACUCAUGGACACCUUCCGGGUCAGACACCCUACAACAAAAGCUUUUACCUAUUUUUCCCCGGCCGGAGGUGCCAGCAGAUUGGAUGCUGUGUUGUGGCGGCCUCCGAUGAGCUGCGAGGUGCCGCUCCUGAAUGCUGCCGUCAUCUGGGCCUGGUCCCGCAGGAUUGACCACGAUCCGGUGGUGGCCGAUCUCGCCCACCCCGUGCCGCAAGUCUCUGACCCGGAUGCCGAGGAGCCGAACCACCUAUGGAAGCGUCUCAUAGAACGCCUCUAUGACCCGGUGCUCCGUGCCCGCGUCCAGAACCGUGUGGAGCAACACCAACCUGAGCUGCACCGCAUCCGUUGUAGCCUGGAAGCAAUCAGCGAGGCAUGCGGGCGCAAUGCCGACGGAUCCUGUGGCCACUCCGGUCCGCAAGCGGUAGAGCUCUUGGAAGGUCUGCUGCCGUGGAACCCACCCUGUGAUCCCCGCACCCCUGCCCUCCUCGACUCUCUGUCGGCAGCGCAUCUGCGCCUGAUGCAAAUUCUGAUGUCCUGCCUGCCCCAAGACGAAGCCGCGCCGGCAUCUCACUCCCACGGCCGGGCCAGCAACUGCUGGGAUCACGUACUCCACCUCUUGCGCGAGCUGCGACAAUCACUCACAUUCGCGUUGCAGCUGGAGGUCUGGCGGGCCCCAUUCCCCUCCUUGUUACUAGCGCUAGGCCACGCCUGGCAACGUGCGAGCGAACAAACCCAGAAACUCCAACCCCAGCGUCAGCCAGACUCGCCCUCUGGUUCUUUUGACCCCAAUGACUGGGACGGCUUUAGAUCUGACUCCGCUGCGUGGGCAGCCGCUCGCGGCUUCCCAGAUGCAGAUUGGCAAGGCCCAGCAUUACAACAUAGGACGCAUCAUGCUGCCACACCUUGGCUGACCUCGCUGGCGGACGUGCCGGUGCUCCCCGCCCUUACUACUCCUACUUCUCCCGAAGAAGGUCGUGCCCUCCUCCAGGCUGCCGCGGAGUGGAAGGAGACGGCCCGCCACUUACGGGCUGCUGUCUGGCGACACCGGGGCCAAGCUCAGCGGACCACACGAAGCCAGGCCCUCCGCAACUACAACCUCCGGCUGUGGUGUCGCCUCAUGCGGCCCCCUCGCCGACCUCAAGCGGUGUACGCACCAGCUCGUCUGCGCCUUGAAGAUGGAUCCUCGAAGGUGCCCAUUUCCCCGGCCGAAGUUCGGCAAGCUGCGGUGCAGGAGUGGACCCCCUUGCAUCAAGGCCCCAGCCCUGGCUGGUCCCAUCCGGUGUUGCGCUGUUGGACGGAUGGCCUGGGCAAUGCCCGGGCUUCCCCGAAUAUCCUGCACAUUGGAGCUGCGCCACUGGGCAGCAGAGACCUGGAUCUUGGUGAAGCUUACCUACAGCCAGGCUCCCUCCAAGCGGUGCGCUGGGUGGGUCACGAAAUCUCUCAAGUGUCUCGUGCUGAAGUGUUAAUCCAAGGGUGGCAGCUUCGGCAGGAUCAGACUGGACAGUGGAUCGCGCAGCGCUUGGGACCAUGCCCAGGACCCUGUAGACUCCUGAUUGCCGUGGGGAAUACACCUCCCGGGUUGUGGACGCCGGAACGAUGGAUCCACAGUCAGAGACACAAUCUGACCUCCUUCUUUGUUGUGAUGAGCACGCAGCCGCUCACUUGUUCCGACAUAGUGGGCCCUCUCAGCUCUUCAGAGAGGGAGAAGCUAUUAAGCAAAGGACGCUCCUCUAGGCCCGGACCAUCAGGUUGGAAAGUGUGCUACCUGCGCUUGUUUCCCGACUGGGCCCGGGAAUAUUAUUGGCACUCCCUGGACGUCCAGCGGGGAUGCGGGUUGGUGGCCGCACAUUCCCGUCAGGCCCUGCAGGUCAACAUGGCAAAACCUAAAGGAGGUUGGCGACCUCUCACCAUGUUAGAGGAAAGCUUCAAGGCUGUAGAGGGCCCAGUAACCAAACGACUCGCCUCCAUGCGUCGCCGGCUGCCGCCUGGAUGCAUGUACUGCCCCAGCAAUCAGGCUUACGAGCCGGGUGUAAAUGCUGCUCCCCUCGUGCUUUACCUGGAUGCCAUGACGCUUGAAGACGCCAGACAUCAUCAACGCAACAUCUGCCGCAUUCCGGCAGACUACGAGAAAUUCUUCAACGCGGUGUCACUGCAAGGGGCCGAUGCUGUCCUACACUCCCGAGCCGUUCCGCCCUGCGCCAGGAGGUUACUUACUGCAGCCUUCUCGGACAUACAGGUCAGCAUCCAAACGCGCUGGGGUAACUCUCCUCCGCUCACCAUUACCCGAGGAUUACCGCAGGGAUCAGUCUCUGCGCCAGAACUAUCCCGGGCCGCACAAGAUCCCAUGCUCCGUCUUCGCGAGAACAGCCCAGCAGCGUAUCAUACGCACGGGGGCAGGCGAGUGGCUGCAGCUGGCUUCGUUGAUGACACGGAGCACUAUGGGGCAGGUGCGGCGGAUCUGCCGUCUAUUCUUGCAGAUCUCUCCCUUGGUAGCCUGGGAACUGGGAUUGGAUUCGCUUGGACCAAAUGUUCGGCUUUUGCCACGGACUGGGACCAGUUUGUCCAACACCCAGGCUGCCCCGGCAUGGACGCACGCAGCAUCCAGGGCUCUGGUUGGGACAUCUGGCACGGUGGCCUCGCCCAGGGAGUUAUUGCCAGGUCUCUGGAGCAUAGCGAGGAGACCCUCCUGGGUAAAACUGGCACGGUGUGGGAUCGCCAUACCGCGGCAGCGCAGCAUCUUUUGGACCGCAUUCUCUCGGUUCGCCAGAUGUUGGCUUCGGGGCGCUACACCUGGGAUGAAGCAGCGACCAUGUACCAGCUUCGUGUACGCGGAUUCCUCUCCUAUGCGACACUGCUGGGUAUUCCUCCUUCACCAGCUUUGCACGAGGAGGAUUGCGCUUUCCAGCGUCUCAUCUUGGGGAAACUGGGCACAAGAUGCACGGCAGAGCGUGUUAGCCUCCUUGCCUGCAGUCGGUCUGGGGGCCUGCAACUCACCUCCGUACUGGAAGCCGUCAUAUCUUCUGCAGCCCAAGACGUAAUCCUCCUCCUCUCCGGCGAUGGUCUGGCCGGACAGGUAGCGCGAGACCAGCUCCGGGAAGCUAUGUGGCAACCCCCCCUGGAUGCAGCGGACGAUGGCCGCCUCAUCCCUCGGGCACUGCAUUUCCUAGCGCAAUACGGCUUCUAUGUCACUGUGAACGUUGAUCGCACCAUUGCUCGCGUGUUAGACUGCUUAGCUCGCCAGCGGGGCGUGUCUCCGCACCAAUUGCUUGGUGCAUUUCAUCCGGGCCUUGCUGCUCGGGCUGCAGCCUUCAGCCGGGUAGGAUACAUUGCCAACACGCUCCGCAUGGCCCGGCACACCUUGCAGAGGAAUCAGGUACCGCCCCAGGAGUGGAGCAGGCCAGCCACCUGGGCACAGGUUCUGGAACACUCCUCGCUGAGCCCUGAAGAGGUCGCGUCGGCCUGGCGGGAUGGAAGUCAGCACUCCAAAAUGGAUUGGCUCACGGAAGCUCGCAUCUUCGGCAGCCCACCGAGGCCUUGCCCUCCGGAGGACUGUCCCGAAUCUGCUUGGGAGAAGCCUUGGACACUUGGACCCCGAGGGAAUGCUCUCGUCACCAUCCUCCCCUCAAACAUUGCAGGCGAUCAGGCUUUGUACAGUGAUGGCAGUCAGGCCGGUGCAUGCUGCAGCUUCAGUGCCCAAGCCCUCUCCUUCGGUCCGGAGGGUCAGUACUGGGAUCACAGCUCCCAUGCGUCAUCUCAAGUACGCGCCCGCCUCCCCAGCCAUUUUGGCUUUGAGGCACCGGGCAUUCACCUUGCAGAGUUGAUCGGUAUGAUUGCCGCGCUUCGCUUUCGUCGGGCCGGGCACUGGAAUCUGCUGGUUUGUGAUCGCAGUGCCCUAUUCUCUGCGCUCCAGCAUGCCUUCCCGCCUCGCCCUUCUCGAUGGAACUGCCAUCCACUGGAGUCGCGGCUGCAUGCGGUACUUCAACAUCUCCACCUUUCAUGGCACGACCCAGGACCAGUCAUGCCCUCGUGGCGCCGCCACGUUGAGGCCCACCCCCACGAGUGGAAUCAACGGCGCCAGCUGGGGACAAGACUGGUUUGGAUGUGCCGCCUUGCCCAUGACGCCGAUGGACUCGUUGGCGUAGACCUCAAAAGCCACCAGACCCAAGACCCCUGUCCGCACCCAGUCAUCGUCGCUGGGAAUGCCUCGCAAGAUGCCGGUUGCCGCCUCGCCGCUGCUGGCGCGGCACCUCCAGACGUGCUCCUGCCCGCUGGCGGCACUUUUGCGUUUCUUGUGAGGGAGGGGCGUAUGAUUACCAGCCCUGCCCGCGCUGCCAUCCGUAAAGUGUUGCGGCAGGAGGCUGCUUCCCAAUGGGUGGCAAAGCCUGUCCAAGGCAAGGCUGGGCGCAUGGGAGAUUUGAUCUUUCGUCCAUGCCUGCAUCCCCUCCUCUACUCGCAGUUGGGUAUCCCCUCCAGGUGGCAUACCCUGCGGCUCCCGCAGGAUAGCGGACAAGUGGACCUCUCCGGAUUCCAGUUCCGAUGCCUGCGUGCUAUAGGCGGCAGCUGGACCGAACUCCUCCACUCUGACGCAUCGCUCCGGAGGCAGGCCGCUGCAGACGCACAAAGGCAUGAUCGCAGUCCGCGCACCUGCCCCCUUUGUCUGCAUAGUGCGGGCACGCCCAGACACGUCAUCAUGCGAUGCUCUCACAUGCGCCCCCUGGUGGACCAUGUGCGUGAUCUCUUGGAAGCGGAACUGAGGCUUUUGGUCUCCCCGAGCCAACUCUUUGCCUGUGCUGCGGAGUGGAGGUCGGGACUCCAACUCCCCGCCCUUCCUCCUGCAUCUGCAAUGCGGUGGCCUUUACUUUGUGCAUGGCACCUGCUUGUGUCCAACCCAGCACGUGAAGCACUCCUCAACGCAGACCACCAAGGUCGGUCUUCCGCUGGCGUGGAAAUGGAGGGCGCGUUUGAAUUGGGACACCGAGGCAUCCUCUCCCGCGAGCUCGGCCGGUGUCUGCUGCGAGAAUGGGAUGCCGGUAUGGAGGAGGGUUUGCCAGAGGAGUACGCCUUCUAUCGCCAAGUUGGACUAGCCGAGGCUGAGCAACGCGUGCGCAGUACCCGAGCCGUGAAGCUUCAGCACCCAGUGCAACUCACAAGCCUCCUCCUCCUGGGACUGCGGUGUAUCCGUGCGCAGUACCUGCAAAGAGUACGAGCCAUUGCACAACUCAGCUCCUUGGCUAACCCUGUUCCGGCUGACCCCGAUUUGGAGGAGCAGCCGCAGCCCCCAGGCAAUGACCGCUUAUUGGGAUGGCUUCAAGGCGCAGGUGCCUGCACGGUCAAGGAACUGCGCUGGCAGCUGCUGCCUGCUGCCUCCGUGGUGGAGCGCGUCCGCCAAGAAUGUGGUCGCAGCAUCAGCCUCCGUGGCGUCUCCGCUGCAGCUAUCUGGAACCGGCAACACUGCAACAAGGACUCUGUGAAUGCGCUCAGCCUCCUGUCCUGGGUCUUUGCUGGGACUGCGGCCGAGGCGUGUGCAGCUUGCCGUAUUGCUCUGCAUGUCCGGGGGGCUUGCCCCACCUGGAACCGGGGCAUAAGCUCCCGGUACAGACCCACAGACCUGGCGAUCGCUUUCCUAUGUCCGGAUUGUUUGUGGAUCCUGGUGGGUGCAAUAGCUGCCAGUCCAAGGGCGCCAGCCAGACCACGAGAAGCGGCAGACUUGCAGACGCAUCUCAGAUCUCUUGCUCGGCUGUGUCAGCCUGGGGCCGGUUCUUCCGCGCCAACUGAUUCAGAGCCCCUCUCCUUACGGCGGGUGAGCCGAUGGACCCUCCGGCACAUCAGGCGUUCUCCCGGUAUCUCACUGCAGCAACUCACAGAAGACUUUGUUCAACAUCUCCAGCAGCUGCGGCAGGAGGUCGACAGAGACCUCUGCGACCGCCUGGUCGAGUCCGCAGUGCAAUCCAUGCUGCGAGCGGAACGCAUCCAAGCACUGAACACUGGAUACUCGCUGCGAGGGUAA